AUGGCCGAAGCAGAAGACAACAAUAUAGGUAUUCCCAAUGUUCAAAUCCUACCUAGAAGAUGAGAUUGAGGAAAAAAGCAAGCAAAUUUAAUCAAAAGGGAAAGCCGAAAAGGACGUUAUAAAGCUGAAGUUCAAAGGAAACCAAAAGCAAUAUGAAAUCAACGCCAAGCUCGAAGCAAUUCUUACAGAUAUUUCGAAAGCGAACGAGCAGAAUAAAAAAGAGCGUGUAGCAAACCUAGUUGACGAAGCUAAAGCUCUAAGUCAUCGGCGCCAAAAGCUAAUAAAAAUCGCAGACAGGAGUAAAGAUGCCUGGAGAGUUGUAGAAGAAUAUGAGUCGGAUGACCUAGCCUCGAAUUCUGAAGACGAGAAGCGCCUUCGCAAGGCAAUAGAAUUAGCGGGUCGUAGGCGGAAAACUGAAACCAAUAAAGUGCAACAGAAAUAA
Molecule: messenger RNA, 442 nt
Organism: Paramuricea clavata
Lineage: Eukaryota; Metazoa; Cnidaria; Anthozoa; Malacalcyonacea; Plexauridae
Source: the annotation of a GenBank genome assembly